AUGGUCUUAAUACACGUUGCGAUGCACGGAAGUUCAUCAUGGACAGGAGCUUCGGCGAGUCAAUGUCGCCAUUCAGCACUUUGGCCACGAGUAAUACUUGUUGAAGUUUGCGACGCCGUUCAAGGGUAUCCAGUCCAAGCAGACGACAGCGUUCCGGAUAAGGCGGAAGGUUAUUUGGAUCUCGCUAGGAUGCCACGAAAGACCCGUACACGAGAUGCUGUUCCAGACAUCACCCUGCAGCAAUCAUGCCCGCUCUGUCAACUUCCUGAUUGUGACGAGAUGGUCUGCUGCGACGACUGUGAACGGUGGUAUCACUUUCAAUGCGUCGGUGUGAAUGACGAUGUGGCCAACUAUGAUUGGAGCUGCCCGGAAUGCGUCGCUGCUAAAGUUCCUGCGCAACAAUCGCCGCAUCCGAAAACUACUGCAGAUGAGCCGAUAGCACAACCGCAGCUUCCUCGAUCAAACCAACGUCUACCUACACCACAAACACCCAUCUCGCCGGUUCCACCACCACAACCGCGCUCUACCCGGCCACCACUCGUGCAACUAAAUAUGCCUACCGUUUCUGGAGAGGUUGUUGUUGAUCCUGAUCUAGUAAACAAACUUCCAGUUGAACUUCGUAUCAAGAUGUUGGAAGAAGAAGAAGCAAUCGAACGUAAGUUUUUAAGACGCAAAUACCAACUCUUACUCGAGGCAUCAGUGAAUAAAAAUCAUGUAGGUCAGGGCAAUAGUAGUGCAAAUAUGCCAGCAACUAAUAAUGCUAGAGAUCCUCCUAUUUUCCAUUCAUCACCAAUGAAUGAUUACCGUUCUAAUGACCAUCCUCCGCAUGCUGGCCACCAAAAUAGAGAUGAGUCAGUGUUCGUUCGAAGUAUGAAGGAACAACCAAUUCGUGUUCCAGCUAACGUUCCACAUUCGCUCGCAAAUCGUGGGAACUCGUCAGCAUUUGGUCCAGUUCCGCCAAAUCAACGGGCAUACAUCCCAGUACCAGUACUAUAUCCGCCUCCAGUUGAGCAGCGGCCUAAUGCGUCGUCGUUUGCUCCCCGUCGCCCCGAGCAGUUUGAGUAUAUUCCGUCAUCAUCAUUGCCAAAUCGUCACCAACAUCCAAAUGCCUCCGCGUUCGCACCGCUCGCUGGUCUUUCUCGUUAUGCGACUCAAGAACAGUACCCCUGUGACUCUCUCGGCUUUUCUGGCGCCUUUGGAGGGACUACGUUGCUAAAUAGUAGUCAAAUCGCUGCACGACAGGCGAUUGCCAAAGAGUUGCCAAUCUUCUGUGGUGACCCGGAAGAGUGGCCACUGUUUUUUGCUACAUAUGAGAAUUCUACAAAUCUCUGUGGGUACUCACCUGAAGAAAAUCUAGCUCGACUGCAGAAGUGUUUGCGAGGAAAAGCCUUGGAUGCAGUUAAAUGUCAGCUGUUACAUCCUACUAAUCUAGGGCAAGUUCUCUCCACCCUUAAGAUGCUUUUUGGUCGCCCGGAUAUUAUCGUUCAUUCGCUACUACAAAAAAUAAAUGUUAUUCCUUCUCCAAAAGAGGAGCACCUUGGAUCUCUGGUAGAUUUUGCUUUGGCUGUGCGUAACAUGGUAGCUACUAUUAAAGCCUGCGAAUUGGAGCAGCAUCUAUGCAACCCGACCCUCCUGCACAAUUUGACUAAGCGACUUCCCCCAAUGAUCCGACUGAAUUGGGCGACUCAUCGACAGUCCCUUCCCUCCGUGACUGUGUUAGACUUUAGUGAUUGGUUGUACAACCUGGCGGAAGCAGCAAGCGCCGUUACACUGCCAGAUUUCUCUAGUUCCUCCGAUAGUAAGUCUCGCCGUGGGCGCAAAGACGAUGGUUUCCUAAAUGCGCACACCGAAACAGAACAGCAAUUUGAGCAAUAUGACGUCAAUAGUUGUUUCGUUUGCCAUGGAGAUUGUGAUGCAGUGGAAAAGUGCAAGAAAUUUCUUUCGUCCGGUCUUUCAGUUCGCUGGGAUAUACUCCGGAAAUACAAGCUAUGCCGUAGUUGCUUGGGUAAUCAUCGUGGACCGUGUGAGUCCGGAAAACUGUGCGGGAAGAACGGUUGUCAAUACAAACAUCAUCGGCUUCUGCACAAUGAUUCUAAGGACAAACAGCAGGUGUCAUCAUCCAGCUUGAGUAACCGUGAUCCUCCCGAAGCUGAUUCAUGCAAUACGCAUCGCGGAGGACGCAAAUCGGUUCUGUUCCAGUACAUCCCAGUUGUUCUUCACCACAAUGGAAUUGCUCUGCCUACAUACGCGUUCCUGGACAGUGGGUCAUCCCUAACAUUAAUGGAGGAAAGUUUAGCGGAGGAACUGAAUUUGCGAGGUGAGAAAUACCCUCUUUGUUUACGCUGGACGGCAGAUACAUGCCGCUAUGAGAAAGACGCAAUGAUGGUUUCCGUGAAAAUUUCCGGAACGCACAACCAUAGUGGCCAACACCGUCUGUCGGAAGUCUAUACAGUAAAGGAUUUGAAACUUCCACCGCAAUCUUUACCUGCGCGUAAGUUUUCGGAACAGUACGCUCAACUUAAAGGGCUGCCCAUUGAAUCUUACAGCAAUGUUCAACCCAAACUGUUGAUCGGCAUGAGCAAUGCCAGGAUGUUACACCCCCUCGAAGGCCGCGAGGGAAAGUUAGAGGAACCUGCGGCCAUUAAGACACGCCUUGGUUGGUCGGUUUAUGGAGUUUGCCCGUUGGCAGGUACGACGAUAGAGAAAAUUUCGCACAGCUUUCAUGUCUGUUUCCACUCUCGUAAUGCGGACGAAUCUCUGCACGAAGCCGUCAAGAACUACUUCGCUCUAGACAGCUUAGGCAUUCAAGAGCAGCAAAAUCAUUUAUUCUCGAAAGAAGACAAACGAGCUUUGACAAAACUGCAGGAAUCUACAAUGUUCCGGAAUGGGCGUUACGAAGUUAGUUUGCUCUGGAAAUAUGACGACGUCCAUUUACCUAAUAAUCGCUCUAUGGCGUUAAGACGUCACCGUUGCCGGAUCAAAAGGAUGGAACGUGAUGCGCAUCUCUCAAAUACUGUACGAGACAAAAUGACAGAUUAUGAGCGCAAAGGCUAUAUACGUAAGCUUACCCCCGAAGAAAGCCGAAAAACCAGUAGUAGAACGUGGUACUUACCGAUAUUUCCGGUUUCCAAUGCCAACAAACCGGGAAAGGUCCGAAUUGUGUUCGACGCAGCCGCUUCAUUUAAAGGUGUUUCGCUAAACUCCGUGCUGAUGAAAGGUCCUGACCAACUAAACGCUCUGCCAGCGGUUCUGUACAAAUUCCGAGAGCGGUUGGUAGGCCUUGGCGGUGACAUUGCAGAAAUGUUUCACCAGAUGCGAAUGAAUCCUUCAGACGAGGAUAGCCAGCGAAUCUUAUGGUGUGCAAACGAGGAAUCAGGAGAAGCAUGUGAUUACGUUAUGCAGGUAGUAACGUUCGGGGCAACAUGUUCCCCCAGUACAGCUCUAUUCGUUCUGAACGAAAACGCAUCACGGUUUGAAAGUAUAUAUCCGGCGGCAGUUGAUGCCAUCCGUCAUAGGCAUUAUGUCGACGAUAUGCUAACCAGUGUCGAAACGGAAGAGGAAGCGAUUAAGUUGGCUAAGGAAGUACACUACAUCCACCUGCAAGGAGGAUUUCAAAUGCGCAAUUGGGUGUCGAAUUCCCCGGCCGUAUUAGAGGCAUUAGGGGAAGUCCCAAAGACAGAAAAGUCAAUGGAUAUGAACGCGGAGUUGGCCAUGGAAAAGGUACUUGGCAUGUGGUGGAGUGCAGCGUCAGAUGUCUUCCGUUAUAAGCUUUGCACAGAUCGUAAUAAAGAGCUGUUAACAGGGGUGAAGCAUCCUACAAAACGAGACGUGUUGCGUACAUUAAUGUCUAUAUACGACCCUUUGGGACUCAUCGCGCAUUAUCUGAUGUACCUCAAGGUGUUACUGCAAGAGAUCUGGAGGUCAAAAACAAAUUGGGAUGAACCGAUUUCCGAGAAAGAACUCCAGAAAUGGCUUACGUGGUUGCGCAUAUUGCCCGAACUAGAGUCGGUGGAGAUUCCGCGCUGUUAUUUUAAGGGAGAAGUAAGCAUCUCCGAGACUGCAGUAGAACUUCAUACAUUCGUGGACGCCAGUGAAAACGGUUAUGCUGUGGUGGCGUAUUUCCGUUUCGAAUAUGAAGGUCGCGUACAAUGUAUGCUAAUUGGAAGUAAAACGAGGGUAGCGCCUAUCAAGUUUGUUUCCAUUCCUCGCCUAGAACUCCAGGCCGCCGUUGUUGGUUCGCGUUUCGCCAGAAGUGUUGCGGAAAAUCACUCCAUCCAAAUUGCAAGACGUUACUUUUGGACAGAUGCGCGGGACGUGCUGUGCUGGUUGCAGUCAGACCAUCGACGAUAUUCGCAAUACGUAGCCUUUCGUGUGGGUGAGAUUUUGGAGACAACUAACAUCUCUGAGUGGCGCUGGUUGGGGACCAAGUUCAAUGUGGCGGACGACGGCACAAAGUGGAAUUCUAAACCGGACCUGAAAUCCACUAGCCGUUGGUUUAAGGGUCCAUCAUUUCUGUGGCAGCCGAAAAGUGUGUGGCCGGUGUCACCCUUAAACGUUGAAAAAACCAACGAAGAAAUCCGGCCGUGUUUUCUCUCCCUACAUUUCCUGACAGAUAAGGUCCGUACCAUUUUAUUACCACAAAACUUCUCAUCGUGGAAUCGACUCCGUCGCGUUACUGCUUAUGUGCUCCGCUACGUUACCAACAUUAGGCAGAAACUGAGUGGUCAGCGUAUAGUCUUCGAACCGUUAACGCAAAAGGAACUUCUUAAUGCGGAAGUCUUCCAUUACAAGAGAGCUCAACAGGACGAGUACGGAGAUGAAUUGACACUUCUACUGAAGGGAAAUCGCCUCAACAAUAAAAAUCGUCUGUAUAAAACCAGCCCGUUCAUCGACGAAAAUGGAGUGAUGCGCAUUCAUACUCGAUUAACCGAGUGCGAUUUCGUGGACACUAGUGAUAGGUUUCCUAUUGUCUUACCUCGAAGUCAUCCUUUGACCCGACUUAUCGUCCAUGACAUUCAUCUACGCUAUCACCAUCAGUGCCGUGAGACUUACGUAAAUGAAGUACGCAAAUCAUUUUACAUUCCGCGUGUACGCAUGGUAUGCGAUCAGGUGCGCCGAAGCUGUCAAACGUGUAAGGUACUUGUGGCAAAACCCAUCCCUCCAGCGAUGGCUCCUCUACCCAAAGCAAGGUUGGCUGCGUAUGUUAGACCGUUUUCUUACGUUGGAGUGGAUUAUUUCGGACCAUUUCCCAUUGCAGUAGGUCGUCGACACGAGAAACGUUGGGGUGUUAUUGUGACAUGCCUAACAACUAGAGCUGUACACCUUGAAUUGGCCGCUUCGUUAAAUACAAGUUCCUGUAUUUUAGCGUUACGGAACUGUUUCGCCCGUCGGGGAACUCCCAUCGAAAUUGUUAGUGACCGUGGAACGAAUUUUGUAGGCGCGGAAAAAGAACUGAAACAGGCAAUGUCCACUCUAAACAUGAACGAUUUGCAAGCUGAAUUCACUACACCGUCAACUGUAUGGCGCUUCAACCCUCCCGCUUCCCCGCAUAUGGGUGGCUGCUGGGAGCGCCUAAUCCAGUCAGUAAAGAAAAUUUUAGCUCGUGUUAAACCACAACGGGUUCCAACGGAGGAGGCGUUGAGGAGCUAUCUGAUCCAGGUGGAAAAUAUUAUCAAUAGUCGCCCAUUGACACACGUACCCGUAGACAAUCAUUCCUCGCCGGCGCUUACGCCUAACCAUUUUUUAGUUGGUUCAACGAAUGGGUUGAAACCGCUCGUUCCAUAUACUGACUGUCCACUGAUGCUUCAACGGUCAUGGCGUGCAUCGGACGCUCUUGCAAACCUUUUCUGGAAACGCUGGGUUGCAGAAUAUCUGCCUACAAUAACUCGACGAACCAAAUGGUUCUAUCCAGCCAAGCCUAUCGCCGUGGGCGCAGUUGUCGUCGUAGUGGACCCUAACAUGCCGAGAAACUGCUGGCCCAAAGGACGAGUACUGUCAGUAAAAACCUCUACAGAUGGACAAGUACGGUCAGUAAAAACCUCUACAGAUGGACAAGUACGGUCAGCGGUGAUACAGACUGCCAAUGGAAUCUACGAAAGACCUGCGGUGAAGCUAGCUGUCAUAGAUGUAGGUGCAAAUGAAAGUGAGUCGGACCAGGGUCCAAUCACUGGGGGGGAGUGUUGCGUAUACACCGCACCUACUAUGAACACAUUGGUUACUGAGCGGCUGUCACCUUGUGUACAGCAUACCGUGUAA
This is a messenger RNA of Sabethes cyaneus, 6255 nucleotides long. RefSeq lists its product as uncharacterized. The transcript is spliced from 2 exons. Gene Ontology annotation, molecular function: nucleic acid binding. Bases 1 to 6255 code for a protein of 2084 amino acids. The record is from RefSeq and is a predicted model, not a curated record. Lineage: Eukaryota; Metazoa; Arthropoda; Insecta; Diptera; Culicidae. Gene Ontology annotation, biological process: DNA integration.